Messenger RNA from Talaromyces amestolkiae, 2016 nucleotides. RefSeq lists its product as uncharacterized. NCBI's taxonomy places the organism in Eukaryota, Fungi, Ascomycota, Eurotiomycetes, Eurotiales, Trichocomaceae. The transcript has 3 exons. The coding region runs from base 1 to 2016 and encodes 671 amino acids. Gene Ontology annotation, molecular function: DNA binding; zinc ion binding. Gene Ontology annotation, biological process: DNA-templated transcription. The record is from RefSeq and is a predicted model, not a curated record.
AUGGCACGGAAAGGUGGUCCUUCUCUCCAAAGUAUCUCUAACCGGCUAGAACGACUGGAGGUAUUACUUUCACGUCUCGCCGAGGACGGUCAAGUAACGACAAGAGCAGCCGGUAGUCGUAGGCGCGAGACUCAGACACAAGCACAGUUCAAUUCUAGUGGAAAUGCCAACAGAACUGGGGAUUCAAAUCGACAUUCAUCCAACGAAGACCCGGGCCCUUCAACGUGGGAGUUGUUAUUGAAUGAGGAAGAGGUUGUCCAGUAUGCGAACAACUCAAUAGCAGAUGAUGAGGACCCAGUCCGAAAUCUACAGCCGGCUGCCUUAGAAACAACCUACUCACAUAUUCAGAAGAGCACAAAGGCUCAUAGCACACCGUAUGCGCAGCCAGAUGCCAUCGAGUCUUCAAAUUUUUUGGACGUGCUUAGUUUCUACCCUGAUACCCAGCUUGCUCUUCGAUUAUGGAAUGUAUAUAUCACGUCGGUCGACCCGGUCCUCAAAAUUUUGCACAUACCAACUGUCCAAUCUACAAUCGUCGGGAUCAUUCUGGAUCCCAAAUCUGCACAGUCUUCUAUAGUGGCGUUAACAUAUGCCAUCUAUUUUGCCGCCGUCACGGCACUUUGUCAUGAUGAUAACGAAUCCAUUGUUCUGCCUUGCGAGAAAUCAUUGCUCUUGGAAAAUUACAAGAAAGCCUUAGAUCAGCUUCUCAUGCCUACGGAACUUAUGAGACGUCCCGAGAUAGAGUCACUACAGGCUCUUGCGAUAUACGCUACUUGUCUGCGUGUCCAUGAAGUCGGCCGAAGCGUUUGGGUUCUCAAUGGACUAGCGAUCCGACUUGCUCAAUCAAUUGGCCUGCAUCGAGACGGUGCCUCCUUGCAACUGGGACCCUUUGACACCGAAAUACGUCUCCGUCUCUGGUGGCAUUUAUGCGUGUUGGAUUCUCGUGCCCCGGAGGAUCAAGGAUUCCAACCUACCGUCGAUGUUAUCAACCGUGGAUUACGACUUCCCUUAAAUGUAAACGACAAUCAAAUCUACCCAGGCAUGACGCGUCUUCCAGUGGAGUCGCACGGUUGGACAGAAAUGUCCUUCUUUUUGAUUCAAACAGACUCUUGCCGGCUCCUACAUCCGAUUCUUAGUAUACAAGAGCAAUGUUCCACCAAUGCUUCUCUAAGUAUCCAGGAAAAAAGAAACCUUAUAGACGAGCAAGGUCGAAUUUUGAAAGCUAAAUAUGAUAUGCAAGCUGGUGACGCAGCACCCACAGAUCUAUCACGCAUCGCUUUUCAGCAUACCGCUACUGCAUGUAAAAAAAUGCUAUUUGUGCUGCAGCUACGAGAAGAAAUCAGUAUGCGAAACCAAAAGGACGCGCAAGAUGAUGCAAUUUUUGACGUUCACAAGGAGUCUUUUAAGUUGGCCUGUGAUGCUUUGGAAUGUAGUCGCGUGUUACUGAAAGAGGACAUGACUUCUGGGUCCGGACUUCAAUGGUUUUUCAAAAUGUAUACUCAAUGGUAUGCCCUUGCCUACGUUCUGCGCUGUCUCUGUGGCAGUCCCCGGGGACCAGAGACCGAACGCGCCUGGACUUUGGUUGAAGAGCUCUUCCCUCGCGGAAUGAAUCUUGAUGAUGAAUAUGGGCACGGUAGCAUUUGGUCAUACCUCAAUCUCCUCCGAUCUCGUGCUUCAUCUUUGAGACAGGAUGACCAGCGGCGGUUGUCUGGAAGUAAUGAACAGUUUAUUUCCUCUCACAGUUUCCCUCUAGAUUCGAAAAUUCCGCUCUCCACCGACACAGGAACGGCAACGGAAACAACACCACUAGUCGCAGCGCAUGGCACAUCAAGCUUUCCCGAAGAAGGACAAAAUUUGAUAACCGAUCCCAAUCAGACGUAUAACUCAUUUAUAGAUUUGUCAAUGCCAGAGUUCCCCUUUUUGCCCGAUUGGAAUGCCAUUAUUAAUGGGUGUCUGAUCAAUGAUAUUCCCGAAAUCGAUACGUCUUUUACCGGAGACUACUCUGCUGACGCCGCGUAG